Molecule: messenger RNA, 3342 nt
Organism: Adelges cooleyi (spruce gall adelgid)
Lineage: Eukaryota; Metazoa; Arthropoda; Insecta; Hemiptera; Adelgidae
Product: transcription initiation factor TFIID subunit 4-like
Exons: 14
Coding region: 178-2841 (887 amino acids)
Biological process (GO): transcription initiation at RNA polymerase II promoter; DNA-templated transcription
Cellular component (GO): transcription factor TFIID complex
Molecular function (GO): DNA binding; protein heterodimerization activity; RNA polymerase II general transcription initiation factor activity
Source: RefSeq, a predicted model, not a curated record
AUGAAUAGUGCUAAUAACGUUUGUUGCGUUUAUGCGCGCGUAUCAUCACCAAUAAAAACACGGUGAGUAGUGAGUACGCGCGGCGUGCGUGUGUAUUUUUACGAGGGCGGCCGCGCGGGGGGAUACAGUAUACAAGACGCAUGCGCACAUCAGUCUGCGAUCUGAGUUGGUCAGAAAAUGGCGUCAGUCAAGUUUCUGGAGGAAGUACUCAGUAAGGACGUGGACGAAAACGCGUUCAGUGCAAUCGUGGUGUCGCUGGAAAGUGAGCUUGUCACUAAUUCAUCGGUUGUGUCUACCGGCAAUAGGAGUCACCCACAGAUUGGUCACAACAGCAAUGCAAAAGCAGCUACCACGGCCGCGCCGCAAAAACAACAACAGCAGCACUUGGUCAACGGCACCAGGGCCACCUCCUCGAUGAACAAGUGUAUAGCCGCCACCAACAACAACAGUUUAAUGCCAGGUAUAAGCCAAGCAGAUUAUGUGAGCCAACAGCAGCAACAGCAACAUGUCGUCAACCCGACAUUGGCGCACAACUAUGCGGCACCGCAACCUAUAAAACCCCAAGAACCCGUCAAAGUGGUCUAUUCAAAUUCUGCUAAUAGCCGCAAUUACAUACCAGUCAAUUCGUUGCCUAACGGCACGGUUAAUUGUACUGGUACAGGUACUGGUACAGCAGUUGUAAUCAAAACAACACCACAACAACAUCAAAAUUCACCUCCAGUUUCUACAAUGACACUUACAGGACAAGUUUCUAAUCCAUCUGCAGUGACAUCUAAUGUUAUCACAGUACCUAAACAAAUGGCACAAGGUGGUGUCACGUCUAGUAACCCUCAGACAAUUCUGCCAGCAAACGUGCAGAUAUUAAAUGUAAAUGCAUUGCGACCACAAAACUCGCAGGGCGGAGUGAAUAAAAACAUGUCUAGAGUUAUGAUACCUGGCGUAGUUGGAAACCGACCUGGUGCUCCAGGGCUUACGUUACAAACUCUUCAACAAGCACAAGGUGGACAUAUAUUAUUAAAGACUGAAAAUGGGCAAUAUCAGUUACUACGAGUAGGACCUGCUGCUCCUGGUCAAGCAACUGCCCUCACUCCAAAUAAUGCGAAUAUUAGAUUUCAAUCUAUUCCUGCAGUUACAACUAGUAAUGUUUCUAUUGCUGGUACUCAUACUACUCCUACACAAGCAACAACUCAACCACCACAAGCUCAACAGAAAAUCCAUCAAGAUAAUACUAAAGACAAGUGUCGCAAAUUCUUAGCUAACUUACUGGAACUUUCUAGCAAAGAGCCUAAGCCUGUAGAAAGAAGUGUACGGACUCUUAUACAAGAGUUAGUUGAUGCUAAAGUAGAGCCAGAGCAAUUUUGUGAUAGGCUUGAGAAGCUUUUAAACGCUUCACCACAACCGUGCCUUAUAGGCUUUCUUAAGAAAAGUUUACCCCUAUUGAGACAAUCACUUAUGAAUAAAGAUAUGGUCAUUGAAGGUAUUCGACCACCACAACCGAGUGCUGUGACUCAACCAACAGUUGUUUUGGCUAAUCAACAGCAGGUUACGAAUACACAAAUAAUGGGAAAUAUUUUGAAUUCUGCUUCAAACCAACAAACAUUAAGAUUAAUGACUACCCAACCUGCCUUAACACCAGCAAGGACUAUUAAUUCUAAUCAACAACAUAGAAUUAUUUCUCAACAAGUAAGGGUCCAAACACCAACUGGUAUUACGUCUGUUAAUAAAAUGGGAUCAAUUCGUAUACAGCCUCCAAUAGCUACCUCUCAAACUGGUACACUGCCACCACCUCUUACUUCAACUUCGUCACCAAGGCCAGGAAUGGGUCGACAAAUGCUUGUAAAAGCAGUACCCUUAAAGACCACAGCUGGCUCGCAAAUAAAGAUUAACAACACAUUAGCUACAGCUGUGCAAACCAAUAGCGUCUCUAUGCCUCAAACUCGUAUACCCCCAUCACCAAAUUUAUUGGCUCAGCCAACAAUGAUCAACAAAGUUCAAACACCAACUAGUGUUGCUACACCUCUAGCUAAUUCUUCUAAAUCUUCCUCUAAAGAAAAAGAAAAGAAAUCAUUUUCAUCAACUGCUGCUUAUGUGGCCGAUGAUGAUAUUAAUGAUGUUGCUGCUAUGGGCGGAGUUAACUUAGCAGAAGAAACUCAAAGAAUCUUAGGUUCCACUGAAUUUGUCGGAACACAAAUUAGAUCAUGUAAAGAUGAAAUACUUUUACCACAAAACCCAUUGGUAACAAAAAUUAAACAAAUUGUUAACAGAGAAGGUUUAGAUGACAUGGCGGCCGAUGUACCUGCACUUAUUUCUCAUGCAGUAGCUGAACGUUUAAAAGACCUCCUAGAAAAAUUAGCUGUAGUAGCUGAACACCGUUUAGAUUUUAAUAAAGCUGAUAGGCGUUAUGAAAUAACUAGAAAUAUUCGUGGUCAAAUAAAAUGUCUUGAAGAAAUCGACAAGGUAGAACGCAAGAAACAGGAUGAAAUGGAAAGAGAGCUAUUAUUACGAGCAGCCAAAAGUCGAUCGAAAAAUGAAGAUCCUGAACAAGCCAAACUAAAAGCUAAAGCCAAAGAGAUGCAAAGAGUAGAAAUGGAAGAACUACGGCAGCGAGAAGCAAAUCUCACUGCUCUAAAUGCUAUAGGCCCAAGAAAAAAACCAAAAUUAGAACCUGGCUUAAGUCCUAGUUUACAGAAUCUAAAUUCAAAUACAAGUUUAACGAAUAAACAAACAGUAACUCGGCAAAGGAUAAAACGUGUUACCAUGCGAGACACUUUGUUUGUACUUGAACAGGAAAAAGAUAUCCGCCGAAAGGCAAAUUUCAUGCUUAAACCAUUUAUGAAGUGAUAUAUUGUUAAUUUCUCCUUUUUGCCGUUCCUUUUUGUGGCUGUUGGCUAGUCGUAUUGAUUAUGUUUUCUAGCAGUUAACUGCAUUGUCAGAUUAAUUCAAAUUUGUAUGAAUUGCAGUUCUGACAAAAAAAUUUAGACUAAUUUAACUAUUGGCAAAUUUGUUGAUUUUUGUUAUUUUGUUUUUUUAUCUAUCACGUUUUUUUUUUUUUAUAUAUAAUUCCCUUGUUAAUAGAAAAUAUAACAAGGGUAAAAAGAUAAGGACCACAUUUAUGUUGUGUAUUAUUGACUGCAGUAAAAAAAAUGUUGCAAUGUAUCAAAUGAGGCACUCAUCAAGCCUCGUCAAGUUAAAGAAAAUGUAUUUUUUUAUUGUAAAUAACACUAAUGUAUUUUUAGAGCAUGUAUGUUAAAAAAAAAAUAUUUUGUUUAUGUAAAAAGAAGUUAUUUAAUUCUUUUUCGAUAAGUUAUGCCCUGAUAUAAUUGAGCACUCAUUAUAUUAUUU